Messenger RNA from Mesocestoides corti, 1254 nucleotides. The record is from the annotation of a GenBank genome assembly. Lineage: Eukaryota; Metazoa; Platyhelminthes; Cestoda; Cyclophyllidea; Mesocestoididae.
AUGUUUUUUCUUUACCCAGUUUUUCUCCUUCUUAACUUAUGUCUCUUCUCGCAGAUGCAGACCUACGGCUUUGAGGAUCCGGAUUUUGUGCCCAAGGACGUGUACGCAGACUUCCAAAAAUCCUACGAGGUUGUUCUUAAACGUCGCUACGCUCGCUGGAAGUUGGUAAUCGACCAAGACAGUCUAGUGCGAGGCUUUCAGCUGAAACGAUUCUGCCGAAAGGGCGUGCCCGCAGAGUUCAGGAGCCAUGUCUGGAUGACCCUGUCGGGAGCCUACGAAGAGAUGCGACAAAACCCAACCGUCUACCAAGUCGCCUCUAAAGCCGAGCCCCCUAAGAAAAUCUUCACAGCCAUCAUGGCCGAUUUACCCAGAACAUUCCCAGAAAAUGCACACUUUUCCCAGGCACAAGGCAAAGGCGACAAGUUACAGGCUCUUCAACGCAUCCUCGUGGCUUUUGCUGUCACCUUUCCCAACAUUGGAUAUUGCCAGGGCCUCAACUAUGUCGCCGCAACCUUACUGCUGGCGUUGUCCGGUCCGUUGGAGGAGGUGGAGGAGAAGACCUUCUGGCUGCUCCACGCGCUCACACACAAAAUCGUGCCCAACUACUACGGCAACAGGAUGAUCGAUGUGCAGGUGGACUGCCUUGUUUUCGAAGAACUGCUCAGAAUGAAGGCCCCUCCCAUUUACAACACGCUCAAAAGUGCCAACGUCGACUGCAUUGUUCUCGCCACCAAGUGGUUCAUCUGCUUGUUCACCGACGUCGUCCCCAUCGAGACGGUGCUACGAAUAUUUGACUGUCUCUUCUACGAGGGCGACAAGAUCCUAUUCCGUGCUUGCAUCGCCUUAGCGAAGCUUCACACCAAGGAGAUCGUCGCCUGUCAGCAGUUUCCAGACGUUGUUCUCACCUUUCGCGACAUAACUCAAGACAAACAAACUCUCUACUGUCACGAAUUCCUCAAGGCAAUGUUUACCUUGCCGGGUUCCCUCUCGAAAGCCCGAAUCCGCAAACUUCGAGCCAAAUGUCUCACCCAGGUGAUGGCUACGAUGGACGAACUGGACGCUCGGGAGCGAGAAUACAAGGCGAAGGUCACUGCACAGCAAAAAGUCGACACCUCCAACACCGAGAACGUCGAUGAUGGGGAGUACGACUCAGACGACGAUGCGUCGAAGACGCCUCCUCAGGACGGAGAUGACGUUGAGUCCUCGUCGUCAGUGGAUAUUCGAAAGGCUUGUGUUAACAACAGUGACAGCUAA